CCGGCGUCUCAGGCUCCCGGGCCCGGCGGCCGCGGCUCUUUUGUCUCCCGGCCGGAGCCCGAGCCGGAUCCUGAGCUAGGGUCGGAGCCUAGGUCAAGACUGGGUUGGAGUCGGAUCGCGUCCGCAGCCCGGGCUGCCCGAUGGGGCGCGCCCCCUGCCCACCACCCCCGGCCCGUGCCGUCGCCUGAGCCCCGGCCUGCCUGGCCCGGCCCGCGCCAUGGAGUCCGGCCGCGGCGGCCUGGAGACCGUGGGCAAGUUCGAGUUCUCGCGCAAGGACCUGAUUGGGCAUGGCGCCUUCGCCGUGGUCUUCAAGGGGCGCCACCGCGAGAAACACGACCUGGAGGUCGCUGUCAAGUGCAUUAACAAGAAGAACCUCGCCAAGUCCCAGACUCUCCUGGGGAAGGAAAUCAAGAUCCUCAAGGAAUUGAAACAUGAAAACAUCGUGGCUUUGUAUGACUUCCAGGAAAUGGCCAAUUCCGUCUACCUGGUCAUGGAGUACUGUAACGGCGGCGAUCUGGCCGACUACCUGCACGCCAUGCGGACGCUGAGCGAGGACACCAUCCGGCUCUUCCUGCAGCAGAUCGCGGGCGCCAUGCGGCUCCUGCACAGCAAGGGAAUCAUACACCGCGACCUGAAGCCCCAGAACCUCCUGCUGUCCAACCCUGGCGGGCGCCGUGCCACCCCCAGCAACAUCCGGGUCAAGAUCGCCGACUUCGGCUUUGCCCGGUACCUGCAGAGCAACAUGAUGGCGGCCACGCUCUGCGGCUCCCCCAUGUACAUGGCCCCGGAGGUCAUCAUGUCCCAGCACUACGACGGGAAGGCGGACCUGUGGAGCAUCGGCACCAUCGUGUACCAGUGCCUGACGGGGAAGGCGCCCUUCCAGGCCAGCAGCCCCCAGGACCUCCGCCUCUUCUAUGAGAAGAACAAGACGCUGGUCCCCCCCAUCCCCCGGGAGACCUCGGCCCCGCUGAGACAGCUGCUCCUGGCUCUGCUUCAGCGCAACCACAGAGACCGCAUGGACUUCGAUGAGUUUUUCCAUCACCCCUUCCUCGACGCCAGUGCCGCUGUGAAGAAGUCCCCGCCCGUGCCCGUGCCCUCGUACCCAAGCUCGGGGUCCGGCAGCAGCUCCAGCAGCAGCUCCACCUCACACCUGGCCUCCCCACCGUCCCUGGGGGAGAUGCAGAAGACCCUGACCUCCCCGGCCGAGGCCGCCGGCUUCCUGCAGGGCUCCCGGGACUCGGGCGGCAGCAGCAAGGACUCGUCCUGUGACACUGAUGACUUCGUCAUGGUCCCGGCCCAGUUUCCAGGUGACCUGGUGGCCGAGGCGGUCGGUGCCAAGCCGCCACCGGACAGCCUGAUGUGCAGCGGGAGCUCGCUGGCGGCCUCUGCUGGCCUGGAGAGCCGCGGCCGGACCCCGUCUCCUUCCCCGCCCUGCAGCAGCUCCCUCAGCCCCUCAGGCCGGGCCGGCGCGUUCUCCAGCAGCAGGUGCGGGGCCUCGGUCCCCAUCCCGGUCCCCACUCAGGUGCAGAACUACCAGCGCAUCGAGCAAAACCUUCAGUCACCCACCCAGUACCGGACGGCACGGUCCUCUGCCAUCCGCGGGUCAGGCAGCACCAGCCCGCUGGGCUUUGCACGGGCCAGCCUGUCACCCCCGUCUCACGCCGAGCACGGAGCCGCCCUGCCCAGGAAGCUCUCCCUGGGUGGGGGCCGGCCCUACACGCCGUCUCCCCAGGUCGGAACCAUCCCCGAGCGGCCGGGCUGGAGUGGGGCGCCCUCCCCGCAAGCAGCCGAGAUGCGGGGUGGCAGGUCCCCUCGUCCAGGCUCCUCGGCACCUGAGCACUCUCCCCACAGCGCCGGGCUGGGCUGCCGCCUGCACAGUGCCCCGAACCUGUCCGACCUGCGUGUGGUCCGUCCCAAGCUGCCCAAGCCCCCCACGGACCCGCUGGGGGUGGCGUUCGGCCACCCGCCAGCCAGCCCCCCGCAGCCCUCCCACGGGCUGCAGUCCUGCCGGCCCCUGCGCGGCUCGCCCAAGCUGCCCGACUUCCUGCAGCGGAACCCCCUGCCCCCUAUUCUGGGCUCCCCCACCAAGGCUGUGCCCGCGUUCGACUUCACCAAGACUCCCAGCUCCCAGAACUUGCUGACUCUCCUGGCCCGGCAGGGCGUGGUGAUGACGCCGCCUCGGAACCGGACGCUGCCCGACCUCUCCGAGGCGGGGCCCUUCCAGGGGCAGCAGCUGGGCCCCGGCCUGCGGCCCACCGAGGACGCCAAGGGCCCCUUUGGCAGGUCCCUCAGCGCCGGCCGCCUCACGGAUCUGCUCCUUAAGGCUGCCUUUGGGACGCAGGCCCCUGACUCAGGCAGCGUGGACAGCCUGCAGGAAAAGCCCAUGGAGACCGCGCCGUCUGCUGGCUUCGGAGGGAACGUGCACCCGGGAGCCCGCGCUGGGGGCGCCAGCAGCCCUUCCCCCGUGGUGUUCACGGUGGGCUCGCCCCCCAGCGGGACCACGCCGCCCCAGGGCCCCCGUGCCACCGUGUUCUCAGUGGGCUCCUCCAGCCCCCUCAGCUCGGCGGGCUCCUCCUCCGCCCGUCACCUGGCGCCCGGGGCCUACGGCGAGGCCCCCCUCGAGGUACCCGCCCCCGGCCACUGCUGCAGCUUUGCCGACCCCGUGGCCGCCAACCUGGAGGGGGCCGUGACCUUCGAGGCCCCCGACCUCCCCGAGGAGACCCUCAUGGAGCAAGAGCACACGGAGAUCCUGCACAGCCUGCGCUUCACGCUCGUCUUUGUCCAGCACGUCCUGGAGAUCGCGGCCCUGAAGGGCAGCGCCAGUGAGGCGGCCGGGGGGCCCGAGUUCCAGCUGCAGGAGAGCGUGGUGGCCGACCAGAUCAGCCUGCUGAGCCGCGAGUGGGGCUUCGCGGAGCAGCUGGUGCUCUACCUGAAGGCGGCCGAGCUCCUCUCCUCGGGCCUGCAGACCGCCAUCGGCCAGAUCCGGGCCGGCAAGCUCUGCCUGUCGUCCACUGUGAAGCAGGUGGUGCGGAAGCUGAACGAGCUGUACAAGACGAGCGUGGUGUCCUGCCAAGGCCUGAGCCUGCGGCUGCAGCGCUUCUUCCUGGACAAGCAGCGGCUGCUGGACCGCGUCCAGAGCGUCAGCGCCGAGAAGCUCAUCUUCAGCCACGCGGUGCAGACGCGUGCGGCGCCAUGGCUCGUGCGGCCGUCAGCCCUGGGUCCCCCGUCUCUGUGGGGGGCAGCUGGGCCCAGCCUCCGCCCUCACCCGGCAGGUGCAGUCGGCCGCCCUGGACGAGAUGUUCCACCGCCGGGAGGACUGCGUCCAGCGCUACCACAAGGCCCUGCUGCUCAUGGAGGGGCUGCAGCAGAUCCUCUCGGACCAGGCGGACGUGGAGAACAUCGCCAAGUGCAAGCUGUGCAUCGAGCGGAGACUCUCGGCCCUGCUGACCGGCAUCUGUGCCUGACCUCCUGGAGGCCCGGCCCACGGCGCCCACGGGGCUUGGACCUUCGCUGCCCAUCCAUGGGGUGGGGAGCAGCGUGCUGGCCGGGCUCGAAGGGACAAGCCCGCGGCCAUGACACCGCUCGCCGGUGCUGGGGGAAGGACCGUGGCUCCCCACCCAGCGUCCGGAGCCAGGCCUCAAGCCGCGUCUCUGUCUCCUGGGCUCCGCGGCCGUGGACCUCAAGGCGCUGGAGGGCCCCGCACAGAACCUCAACGUAGGCCAGUCCCCUGGCCUGGCUGACGGGCAGAGCUCCCUGCCCAGCCGGCCAUCAGAACUUCUCUCCCGGCUGCCUCGGCGGCAGGUGGGGACACGUGGGCAUCCCCCGACCCCGCCCAGACCCCAGGGCUGUCUCCCUGAGGGCAAGCAGAGGCCCUGAGACCGUGACGCCCACUCAAGCCAAAGCCGCCAGGCCUGCCCGGCGGAUCCACCCAGGAAAAGGUGUGUCCUCCUGGCUCCCUCCUCUCCCUUCCCCGAGAGCACCACCCAGCUUUGUGAAUCACCCAGCACUUUAUGCAGGCGGACUGGACCCGGGGCUGCCGCUCGGUCCCGGCUGUUGCACCACCAGGCGCGCCUACACACCCGUAAUCACAUAUCCGUGUGCAGACAGCUCCGCGAGCGCGUGUGUUGUGCCUGCCGCCCGGGUUGCUCUCGGGGCGACACAGCCAUCUUAUUUAAAUGUUCUUUUAGGGACGGACAGUACGAAGCACCGAGCUUCCAAAACCCAGCACAGACGUUGUUGCCGUCUUUCACACUUACUCCUAAGAUGUGUCUUAUCUUCUGCAGCUCUUUUUCUUUUUUCUUUUUUUUUUUUAAAAAGAAAACUCAUACGAGUUGACGUUUUGUUCUGAAAGGACGGGGGCAGGAGUGGGGCAGCCUCGGCAGCGAUGCUGAGACCCGGGGGGCCGGUGGCGCUGGGCGCGUGCGGGCUGCGCGUGGCCGUCCGCCCUCCCGCCUGUAGGGCGGCCCUACCCCUGCCGUUGCUCCCUGCCUGAAGACAGCGGGCAGCUGAGGACCGUUUUUGUGCGUAAACCUCCCCGUCCAGCUCUCACAGUAGGUUUUGAUGUCAAGCCCUCUGUCCCCUCACCAGGUCCUGGCUGCCACGGGGGGUCGGCGGGGAGGCCACCUUCCGGGCUCGGGGGGGUCCCUUUGCUGGUCUGCCCAGCUCUGCCGAGCCCCUCUCGAAUGUGUCCUCAAGGAUGCAGAGGGAGCCGCCCCAGUGCAGCGCCCCCGGCGCUGAGGUUUCACCACAGGCCCAGGCGAAGACCCCACGUGUUUCUCUCUUGCGAUACUUGAAAUCUUGCCUCUGUGCUUGGACCUAGAAGAAGAAGAGCAGCCCUGGGACUCGUUUCUGUCUCCUCACCGGUGACUUGAGCUUCUCCUCCUGCGCAGAAAUUGUCCGUAUUUAUUGCUUUACGGUUGGCUGGAACCAGGGCCUCUGGGCGGCCGGCGCCGUGGUAGGGGCCCCUCGGGCUCUGUCCGCGGGCGGCCUCCGGGGUGCGGGGUGAGUGCCGCCCCGCCCAGCCUGUCCACAGCACAGCUCUCCGCCCUUGGUCUACCUUACAAGACGUUUGUGUCACCCGCCCCCCCCCCCCAACCCCUUGCAUUAAGUUGUGUAACAUCAAUUUAAGGAAAUAAACCUCUGGAGUUGUUGG
Molecule: messenger RNA, 5152 nt
Organism: Balaenoptera musculus (blue whale)
Lineage: Eukaryota; Metazoa; Chordata; Mammalia; Artiodactyla; Balaenopteridae
Gene: ULK1
Product: unc-51 like autophagy activating kinase 1
Exons: 28
Coding region: 218-3718 (1166 amino acids)
Biological process (GO): peptidyl-serine phosphorylation; autophagy; axon extension
Cellular component (GO): autophagosome; cytoplasm
Molecular function (GO): ATP binding; protein serine/threonine kinase activity
Source: RefSeq, a predicted model, not a curated record